This is a messenger RNA of Cyphomyrmex costatus, 1512 nucleotides long. It is a transcript of the gene Trm7-32, whose product is annotated as tRNA methyltransferase 7-32. Gene Ontology annotation, cellular component: cytoplasm. Gene Ontology annotation, biological process: cytoplasmic translation; tRNA methylation. Gene Ontology annotation, molecular function: tRNA methyltransferase activity. The record is from RefSeq and is a predicted model, not a curated record. Bases 134 to 1360 code for a protein of 408 amino acids. The transcript has 5 exons. NCBI's taxonomy places the organism in Eukaryota, Metazoa, Arthropoda, Insecta, Hymenoptera, Formicidae.
UUCAUCAUCAAGUGCACUAUGCUUUUCUCCAGAAUUGAGUGCUGUAGGAUAAGAUUUGCAUUCUGAGACGCUUUAAUUUGUUUAAAAACUUUCUGAUACUUUCGUGCAAUAGAAAGUUUGAUUUUGAUAGAAAAUGGGAAAGACCUCAAAGGAUAAGCGUGAUAUAUAUUAUAGGAAGGCGAAGGAAGAAGGAUGGCGAGCCCGGAGUGCUUUCAAGCUACUCCAAAUUGAUUCGGAGUGUCAUAUUUUUGAUGGAGUAUCCAAAGCAGUGGAUCUGUGUGCUGCACCUGGAAGCUGGAGCCAAGUCUUAGCUCGUAAGCUAAAUGAAAACUAUAAGAAGGCUUUAGAAAAAGGUCCUGCACCUAAACCAAAAAUCAUCGCAGUUGAUUUACAAGCAAUGGCACCCUUGGAAGGAGUUGUCCAACUACAAGGUGACAUUACUAAUAGUAGCACAGCAGAACAGAUUAUUGCACACUUUGAUAACUCCCGUGCAGACUUGGUGGUAUGUGAUGGAGCACCUGACGUAACCGGUCUACAUGAUAUGGAUAUAUUUAUCCAGUCACAGUUGCUAUUGGCUGCUUUGAACAUAGCUACGUAUAUUCUGAAACCUGGAGGAACAUUUGUAGCAAAGAUCUUUCGUGCUAAGGAUGUAUCACUUUUAUAUGCUCAACUGAGAAUAUUUUUCCCUUACGUCUAUUGCACAAAACCCAGCAGUUCCCGUAAUUCAAGUAUUGAGGCUUUUGUAGUCUGUAAGGAUUACAGUCAGCCAGAAGGUUAUGAACCAAAUAUGUUGAAUCCUUGGAUGAUGGAGGAGUCGUGGGAUUUCGAAAAAUUGACAGGAGUGAAUAGGACCAUUGUUCCAUUCGUUGUGUGUGGAGAUCUCAAUCAGCCCGAUUCCGAUAUGAGCUACCCACUAAAUUAUGAUGGUAAGGAAUACAAGUACCAUGAACCAGUACAAGCUCCCAUAGCACCGCCUUAUGCGGAAGCAUUGUUAAUGAACAGAAAAAGAGCUGAGAAAAGUGGUUCUACUUCCAAUCAAAAUGACAUUGACGUCGACUUGAGCUCGCUGGACAUCAAAGCAGCAAUAGAAUGUGAAAAUGAAUCGUCAAUAUCUCAAAUCAAAUUGAUUUCUGAUGAUAAUGACUUUGACAAUGAGGCAAGUAUCUCUGCGGAAGUUGUGCAGGAUGAAAGUAGCGAAGAGGAAAUAGUCAUCGGAUUACAAAAUUUAUAUCAGCUUGACAUUUCUGACUAUAACACUGGCUUCAGCGAGAAAAACGAUGAAGUAAAUGAAUGCACAAAUGAGACGUCUGAAGUGUUGAUUGCUGCUAGUGUUCCUAAUGUUUCAGAUAAAAUAAUCUGAAUUUAAUGAAAACUUGAUUAUUGAGAGAAUAUUGAAGAGAAAACAGACAUACACAUCAGUAUAUCACAAUUUUUAAACUUAUACCUAAAGAAGCAGAAAAUACGGAUAACUGAAUGCACUGCAAAACAAUUAAUUUAUUUCUUGGUAUUAUA